Molecule: messenger RNA, 309 nt
Organism: Symbiodinium sp. CCMP2592
Lineage: Eukaryota; Dinophyceae; Suessiales; Symbiodiniaceae
Source: the annotation of a GenBank genome assembly
AUGCAGCGCGAUAGCAGUUUUCGGUUGACAGUCUUACAGUUCGGUCCAAGGAUCUUCGGCGGCUUAGAUGGCACGUCCCGGGACAUCGGGCCGGAUAAUUUCAACCAAGGAAAGCCGGACGUGAACCUGGACGUGCCUCUGACCUCCGACUUGGUCGAUAUCGAGGUGCCACUGUUCAGCUGGUUGGGGAAGUAUGGAUAUCGGCCGCGAUCGUGGCCACCAACCUUCGAACUACACUUUAAUCAGGUGCUCAUCAUCAACAACACCGCCUGGCUUAUUGCAACGAGUACGAUGAUGACCAUACAUUGA